AAAAUCACAUGACGAAGAAUAAGCUGGAUCCGUUGGUCCUAACCUGCAGUCGCGCUGCUGGUAGAAAUUGAAGCGGUUCUUCCACACUCAUCAGAUGAUCUCCACUCCCAAUUUUGUGGGUUUUUGAAUCUGUAAUCAAAGCGAACAAAAAGGAGCUGAUCGAUGGCCACGGUUGAUGUGAUCAAAUGCUGCCAUGAUUCCAUCCGACAAGCAUCGGAGAAUAUUAAAGAUGCAAUUGUGUAUUUGGAUGCCGGAACUGCUGAGAGCUUCCAGUUCCUCGGCGCGUUCCCCUUGCUUUUGGAGCUAGGGGCACGGGCCGUUUGUAGCUUGGAGAACAUGUCCGUUGUUGAUAAGGCUGUUGAUUCGAAUACCGGUUCUGAUCCUGCCAGUAAAAUUUUGGUCAUCACGUCAUGUCUUCUGAGUGAUGCACAUCGCUAUAUUUUACGUUGCUUGAGCGCACUUGAAAACGUUCAUGGCUGUGCAGUAUAUACGUCCAUCUCAGAGGUGUCUCACCCAGCAUAUCCUGAUUCUCCUCUCGGCCCAGACGCUUUUCGAGAGUAUGAAAUUCUCCUCAACCAAGAUUAUGAGGAGCUUGUUAAGAAACAUGAAAGACCUCACACUGUUGUCAACGACAGUGGGCUUAAGGAAGGUUCUGCAUCUGAAGAGGAAGGGUGGGCGGAACUAACUGACGUCGAUGAUGACAGUUCCAGAGAUUAUGGCAUUUCAAAUGCAAAACAUCGAGGGGAAGAUUACUUCAGUGGCUCAGAAGACGUUGGACAAAAAUUGGUGGUCUCGGUGCACCACUUUCCUCUGAUUUUGUGUCCGUUGUCACCCAGAGUCUUUGUCUUACCUUCAGAAGGAUCUACUGCUGAAGCUAGCUUAUCUUCUGAGCACGAGAGCUCGAUAAGCUCUGGUUUACCUCCAUUAAGUACAGGGAAACUUGCUGACGCUGAGGAUGUCAGUCCUGGGGCAAAUCUUACUGCUCAAUUUCUCUAUCAUUUGGCUUUAAAGAUGGAUCUGAAACUUGAAAUAUUUUCGCUGGGUGAUUUGUCAAAAAAUGUAGGGAAGCUUAUGACCGAUAUGUCUAGUCUCUAUGAUGUUGGUCGGCGUAAAAGAUCAGCAGGGCUACUGCUCAUUGACCGCACACUCGAUCUUCUUACUCCGUGCUGUCAUGGAGACUCACUUGUGGAUCGGAUGUUUGCAUCUCUGCCUCGUAUGCAACCAGCGUCAUCCUUAAGCCUGUUGAGAGGUUCCCAAAGCCAGCUCAAAAUUAGCCCCCACAAAGUUGAGCGUGCUCGUCUUACUGUGCAGAUUCCACUUGACAAAUAUAUUGUUCAAGAAGACAAAGAAAGUAAUUUUCAGCUAUUGGAAAAUAUCGAAGCAUUUUUGAAUGGGUGGGAUGCUUUCAAAUCAGAUGCUCCGAGUGCUGACUUCAUGAAGUUCAGAAAAAAUCUGAAUGAUGAAAGCUGCUUUCAACUUAAUGAGAGUAAGCUUCUGCACGGGUCGUUUGUCUCUACUGAUAACUUCCGUGGUGCACCGUAUCUAGAAGCGAUACUUGACAGGAGGACGAAAGAUGGGGCCAUGCUGGUCAAGAAAUGGCUUCAAGAAUGUCUACGUCAGGAGAGUCCAACGCCUAAUUUAAAGACCCGUCCUGGUUUAGCUUCUAAGUCGGAGUUGCAGUCUAUGCUUCGAUCACUGGCCAAAAGGCAGUCCUCGUUGGUGAAAAACAAAGGGAUUAUUCAGUUAGCAGCUGCCACGGUGCAUGCUUUAGAUGAAUCGCACUCUGCAAGUUGGGACGCGUUCAAUAGUGCGGAGAAGAUUUUGCACGUGAAUGCUGCGGACACGAGUCAAAGCCUUGCUGCACAAAUCAGCGACCUCAUAAAUAAGACUAUUCUAGCGGCAUCUCGGGGGCAAAAGCACAAUAAAUCACAGGGCUUAUUCUCACUCGAAGACGCACUGCUCCUAACAGUGAUUGGGUAUAUAUUAGCCGGUGAGAAUUUCCCAACCUCAGGCUCUGGUGGUCCAUUUACAUGGCAAGAGGAGCAUUUCAUGAAAGAAGCCAUCGUGGAUGCCAUUCUCGAGAACCCCACCGGGUCAAGACUAAAGCUUUUCCAAGGAUUGUUGGAUGAUCUUGAAGCCAAAACAAAAUCUAAUAAGAAGAAUGAAGAUCCCAGUGGCCACUCGGAUGGUUUUGAGCUAGACGACGAUCAGUGGGAUAGUUGGGGAGAUGACGACGCUGAUAAAGACACGAGCAAAGAUGAAGCGUACAGUGACAUGCAGCUGAAGCUAGAACUUCGAGACAGGGUGGAUAAUCUUUUCAAGUUUCUUCACAAAUUGUCCGGCAUGAAAGGAAAUUCAGCACUGAGGGAAGGGAUGUCUGCUCUGGAAAGCAGACGCAACGACGAUCCUUCUUCAACUAAGGGGUUGCUCUAUAAAAUCCUCACAAAUGUCUUAGACCACAAUCCCAUACCUGGGAUGGAGUAUCAUUCAUCCACCGUGGGACGCCUUUUUAAAAGUGGAUUCGGAAGAUUUGGCAUCGGACAGGCUAAACCUAGUCUUUCGGAUCAUAACAUUAUCCUGGUUUUUGUAAUCGGAGGCAUAAACGCAGUAGAGGUGAGGGAAGUGCAGGAGGCGAUAGCGCGGAGCAGCAGGCCAGACGUUGAGGUGUUAUUGGGCGGAACGACUCUUCUUACCCCGGAUGACAUGCGUGAAUUACUCUUUGGUGACUAUUCUCAUAUCUAAUGGCAACUUGUACAAUCAAUUUUGCUGUGGCAAAUGCAGAUUUAUAGUGAAAAGUGGAGUAUUUCAUUUUGUAGCACAGAUGCAUCAACUAUUGUAAAAAAGUGUAAAAUGUUAGUACUACAAGUGUAAUUGUAAACAGACCGACUGUGUAAUAGAUUUUCAACUUGAUACUUA
This is a messenger RNA of Salvia hispanica, 2916 nucleotides long. Its product is annotated as vesicle docking protein. The record is from RefSeq and is a predicted model, not a curated record. Gene Ontology annotation, biological process: vesicle-mediated transport. NCBI's taxonomy places the organism in Eukaryota, Viridiplantae, Streptophyta, Magnoliopsida, Lamiales, Lamiaceae.